Molecule: messenger RNA, 2479 nt
Organism: Humulus lupulus (European hop)
Lineage: Eukaryota; Viridiplantae; Streptophyta; Magnoliopsida; Rosales; Cannabaceae
Product: receptor-like protein EIX1
Exons: 1
Coding region: 849-2063 (404 amino acids)
Molecular function (GO): protein binding
Source: RefSeq, a predicted model, not a curated record
GCCACAAUUACUUUAACUCCACAAUUCCAAGCUAUCUUUAUAGUCUUAAUAAUCUUGAAAGUAUGAGUCUUAGCUCAAAUCAUUUGCACGGUGUCUUAUCAAGUGCCAUUGAAAAUCUAACUUCUAUGGUUGAUCUUGACCUAUCAUAUAAUGCUUUAGAAGGAAAAAUACCACCAGCUAUGAGAAACUUAUGAAAUUUACAAAGUAUUUCAUUGAGUGGAAACAAAUUUGAGGGAGAAAUUUCAGAAGCCCUUGACAGGAUGAUAGGUUGCAACCCAAAAAGAAUUACAUCGCUGAGUUUGGAUGGAAAUUUCUUUUCUGGUCAACUAAAAGAUGACAUCAUUGAGAAGUUUGAAAAUCUAACCUCUUUUUCUGCUUAUGGUAAUAUGCUUUCGGGUCUCAUUCCUCAUUCUCUUGGGAAACUAUCAGCAUUAAAAUAUCUAUUUAUUGGUGGCAACCAAUUCAAUGGAUCUCUGCCUGAAAGUUUUGGAUCGCUCUCUGCCUUAGAACAACUUGAUAUUUAUGAGAAUCUUUUGAAAGGUGUUGUGUCCGAAAUCCACUUUUCCAAUCUCACAAACUUGCAAGUUUUAGUUGCUUUUGACAAUUUAUUGACACUAAGAGUAAGUCCUCAUUGGAUUCCACCCUUUCAGCUUUCAAUGAUAUAUUUAAUAUCUUGGAGACUAGGUCCCUAAUUUCCAAACUGGCUCAAAUCACAAAAUCAUCUAUAGACUAUUGACUUGUCCCAAACUGGAAUUUCAGAUGCCAUUCUCAAUUGGUUCUGGAAAUUAUCAACAAGUUUUUCAUACUUGAAUCUCUCUCAUAACCAAAUUAGUGGGAGUAUUCCCAAUAUGGAUUUUAAUUCUAGUUCUUUUUGCAUGAUAUACCUGAGCUCCAAUAAACUUGACGGCCCUUUACCUCGUAUAUCUUCUUCUAUAACAGAGCUAGAUCUUUCUAAUAAUUCCUUAUCUGGGGAUAUUUCCCAUCUUUUGUGUGAUCAGCCAAAUGAUGUGCCCAAAAAAUUAAAAAUUCUUCAUCUUGGAGACAAUGAUUUAUCAGGCAACAUUCCUGAUUGUUGGAUGUACUGGUCAUCACUGGAGGUGAUAAAUUUGAGUAAUAAUCAUUUGACUGGGCAAAUUCCAAAGUCUGUAGGAUCUCUACAUAAUUUGAAAUCCUUGCACCUUCGUAAUAAUAGUCUCUCAGGAGACAUACCUAUAUUCCUUCAGCAUUGUACAAAUUUAAGUGUUAUCGACCUUGGUCUAAAUAACAUUGUGGGAAGUUUACCAAAUUGGAUAGGAAUUAGUCUUUCCAAUCUAAUGUUUCUUGGUUUUCGUUCAAACAAACUAAGCGGACAUAUUCCAUUUGAACUUUGUCAUCUUAAUCAACUUCAGAUUCUUGACAUUGCUCAUAACAAUUUAUUUGGAACCAUACCAGGAUGUUUUGGAAACUUUAAAGGCAUGAUCAAUAAACCCCAUUCGAAUGACCUCAUCUUUUAUUCCCAAUAUGGGGGUGUGUUUAUGGAAAACGGAUAUGUGGUGACAAAAGGAAGGGAAGAUCAAUACAACACAAUCUUGAGAUUGGUGACUAACCUAGACCUUUCAAAUAACAAUCUAUCAGGAAAUUUCCCAAUACAGCUGACACGUCUCCAAGCAUUAAUGUCUCUCAAUCUAUCAGGUAAUUCUCUCAAAGGAAGUAUUCCUGAUCAAAUUGAAAAUAUGAUCAUGCUGGAAUCUUUUGAUCUCUCAAUGAACCAACUAUCUGGAAUGAUACCUCCAAGUAUGUCAAGUUUGACUUUCCUGAAUCACUUGAACUUGGCAUACAACUACUUGUCUGGAGAAAUUCCUACAAGCACCCAAUUGCAGAGCAUGGAUGAAUCUUGCUAUAUUGGAAACCAACUUUGCGAACUUCCACUCCUGAAAAAGUGCAGAGAAGAUCAUGAGAUAACACCUAACGAUACAAGCACUGAAGAUGAAGAAGAAAAAUACUGGUUUCGAUUGGGCAUAGCGGUCGGAUUUGGAGUUGGCUUUCUAGGUAUCAUUGGUCCUUUGUUGGUCUGUGGUUUCUGAAGACAUGCUUACUUUUGGUUCUUCAAUGAGUACAUGUGGUACAAGAUUGAGGAUUGCUUUAUCAAAGUAAGGUACAAGCUGCAAAAUUAGAAGGCUCAAUCAUGAUGAAUACUGGUUCCGAUUGGGCAUAGGAAUGGGGUUCGGAGUGAGCUUUGUAGGUGUCAUUGGUCCGUUGCUGGUUUGUGGAUUUUGAAGGCGUGCAUACUUUUGGUUUUCGAAGAAUAUAGGUGGAACAAGUUUGUGGAUUACUUUAUCAAAGUAAAGUACAUAUUUUAAUAUUAUUUGGGUCAAUCAUGGUUUAAAGUCUUUUGUUAUAAGACAGGGUUCUGUUCAUUUUGAACUAUUGGCUGUAAUGUUUCUUGGUUUCCUUGAACUCAGAAUACUUGUUUGCAUAUAUUUGGUUGCUUGGUCUUUUA